AUCAAUCACUUUAAACAAACAAACCAUUCAGAUACCACUUCAAAAACCAAAUCACUUCACAUCACAAUCCAUUCAAUCAACCUCAAAACCAUCCAUCCAUCAAAUCAACUCAAUCAACUCAAUCAACUCAAAUCCAUCAACUCAAUCAAAUCGAAUCAAUCGAAUCAAUCAAAUCAAAUUCUCAAAUCAAAUCAUAAAUCAAUCAGACUAGAUUCUCAAAAAAGAACAUUCAAACAUAUCCAAACAAGAACAAACAAGGGGGAGAAGUGAGAAUCAAAAAUGGGAGCUUGUUUCUCAUCUACCGGUCAUCCUUCACAUCUCGAUGGUAAUUCGGCUGCCAAUCGUGAUAGAUCUUAUGCUAUUGAUAGACAGAUAGAAGAAGAUGCGAAAAAGUUUAAAAGGGAAUGUAAAAUUCUUUUAUUAGGAUCAGGCGAAUCAGGAAAAUCAACAAUAGUCAAACAAAUGAAAAUCAUUCAUCAAAACGGAUACACACGAGACGAAUUACUAUUAUUCAAAGUAACAAUUUACAAAAACUUAAUAGAUUCAGCACAAGCCGUUGUAUUUGCGAUGAAGAAGUUUAGAUUCGAACCGGUUGAACCGGUGAAUCGAGUUUAUGCAGAUAAGAUCUUGGAAUACAGAUUAGAUUUACAUGAAGCUUCGGGUUUGAAUAUGGAUGUGGUUAGAUCGAUCGAAUCACUUUGGCAUGAUCCGAUCAUUCCGGCUGUUAUGGAUAGAGGUAGUGAGUUUUAUUUAAUGGAUUCUGCUGGAUAUUUCUUUGAUGAGGUUCAAAGGAUCGGUCAAGCUGAUUAUAUUCCAAAUGAAACGGAUGUCUUAAUGGCACGUACAAAGACAACAGGUAUUUCAGAAACUAAAUUCAAAUCAGGUCAACUAUCAAUUCAUAUGUUUGAUGUAGGUGGACAAAGAUCAGAAAGGAAAAAAUGGAUUCAUUGUUUUGAAGCCGUGACAUCGAUAAUCUUUUGUGUAGCACUAAGUGAAUACGACCAAGUUCUCUUAGAAGAAAGUGGUCAAAAUCGAAUGGCCGAAUCAUUAGUCUUAUUCGAAUCAGUCAUUAACUCUCGUUGGUUCUUAAGAACUUCAAUCAUCUUAUUUUUAAAUAAGAUUGAUUUGUUUAAAGCUAAAUUACCUAAAGUACCACUCGAACGUUAUUUUCCGGAAUAUACGGGUGGGAAUGAUGUUAAUAAGGCUGCAAAGUAUAUCUUAUGGAGGUUUACUCAGUUGAACAGGGCUAGACUUAGUAUUUAUCCUCAUUUGACUCAGGCUACUGAUACUUCUAAUAUUCGAUUGGUUUUUGCGGCUGUGAAAGAAACAAUCUUACAGAAUGCACUUAGGGAUAGUGGAAUUCUAUAA
This is a messenger RNA of Melampsora larici-populina 98AG31, 1368 nucleotides long. RefSeq names its product heterotrimeric G-protein alpha subunit (G-alpha, GPA3). The coding region runs from base 280 to 1368 and encodes 362 amino acids. The transcript is spliced from 8 exons. Lineage: Eukaryota; Fungi; Basidiomycota; Pucciniomycetes; Pucciniales; Melampsoraceae. The record is from RefSeq and is a predicted model, not a curated record. Gene Ontology annotation, molecular function: GTP binding; G protein-coupled receptor binding; G-protein beta/gamma-subunit complex binding. Gene Ontology annotation, cellular component: heterotrimeric G-protein complex. Gene Ontology annotation, biological process: adenylate cyclase-activating G protein-coupled receptor signaling pathway.